Molecule: messenger RNA, 2649 nt
Organism: Ylistrum balloti
Lineage: Eukaryota; Metazoa; Mollusca; Bivalvia; Pectinida; Pectinidae
Product: mitochondrial inner membrane protein OXA1L-like
Exons: 9
Coding region: 1-1305 (434 amino acids)
Biological process (GO): mitochondrial respiratory chain complex IV assembly; protein insertion into mitochondrial inner membrane from matrix
Cellular component (GO): mitochondrial inner membrane
Molecular function (GO): membrane insertase activity
Source: RefSeq, a predicted model, not a curated record
AUGGCGGCCCUCCGGCAUGUGCGCUUUGGUUGUAAGUCAAACUGGAUAAAUUUGUUCGCCGGUCAAGCCUCAUUCGGACAUUUUAAUGAAAACACGGGAGCUGACAGUGCAUUAAAUAGCAUUCAGAAAAGAUGGUUUCAUCCAUCAAACUUCAAGAAGUUCCAUGCCACUGGUCCUCAGAACCGACUAUUAAGUACGGGGCUAAUUUCAAGUCAUUAUGGUGUCAGUCCGACCUGGAGUGUGAUUUCAGCACAAAGACAGCGCUACAACAGUACAGAUGCCUCUAAGGUGACCCCCGACAGUUCCGGAUACAUACUUGAGCCGCCAAAUCUACCUGAUGUUGCCGAGAUGACACAGCAGGCUGUAAAUGCAUUGGGAGAACCAACCCUGGCUAGUAUGGGACUAGGCAGCUACUACCCUCCAGGUUUAUACCAACAAGGACUUGAGUUUCUUCAUGUUGGGAUUGGCAUGCCAUGGUGGGAGGCAAUACUUUUGUCUACUGUGACAGUAAGAUUACUGUCCUUGCCAUUGUUGGUUAUGUCCCAGAGGUUCUUAACAAAUCAUCUCAACAAUGCGCCACAGUUGACUCGUUUGCAGGAUAAGAUGAACGAGGCCAAACUAGAUGGAAAUGAUUUAGAGUUUGCAAGAGCUCAAAUUCAGUUGCAAAAGUUUAUGAAGAAGACAAAAACCAAUCCUCUGAAGACUAUGGUAUUUCCGUUAGUACAGAUGCCAAUAUUUGUAUCUAUAUUCAUCGGCCUAAGGAAAAUGGCAUACUAUCCUGUGGAGAGUAUGUCGACUGGAGGUCUGUGGUGGUUUACUGACUUGACAGUGUCUGAUCCCUAUUUCAUCCUGCCCAUCCUCACUUCAGCAACACUUCUUCUCUCAAUUGAGUUGGGAAGUGAUGGGAUUUCCAGUAAGACCUCAACUACAGCCGCUCGAUAUUUUAUGAGAGGUGUUCCAAUUGUUAUGAUACCUAUCAUGAUGACAUUUCCAGCGGCUUUGAAUGGCUAUUGGCUUACGUCAAAUGUAUGUGGACUAGUGCUUACAACAUUUCUUAGACAAGAGUAUGUUCGAACAUUUUUCAAAAUCCCCAAGAAAAUCAAACACCCAGUCAAAGAGGCAGACAAGAAACCAUUCAAGCAGAUUAUGAAAGAUGCUUUGGCAGAAAGUAGAAGGAAGAAGAAAGCAAAGAAUAGAGUAACGGAGAAAAAGGACAAUUUUAAGAAAGCUGGUGCAGGACCAUUAACAAAGACUUAUGCAACAGAUCCAACUUUAAAGAAAAAUAUAAAACAGAGGGCACAUUAAGCCAUUUAAUGUUAAUGAACAGAUAUUAACUUAUAUAUAUCAUAAGCUGUACUAACAGUGACAUCAUCAUGACAGACACAGAGGUACACCAACAGUGACAUCAUCAUCACAGACACAGAGGUACACCAACAGUGACAUCAUCAUCACAGACACAGAGGUACACCAACAGUGACAUCAUGUUGCUGGAUUGAAAACACAACAAGACUAGAUGACAGUUACCUUACCCCUCUUUAGACCUGUUACCAUCCUGAAUCACCAAACUCACAGAAUUGCUCGCUCCUGAAUGUAUCUAAUUUGGUUUCAUUCACUUCAUGUUAAAUAUUUUGAUAUUUAAGUAAAAUACCUGAUGUAGAAAUUAAGAAAUACAUAAUUAUCAUUACAGUCUCCAGAAGCAUGAUUUGUUUACAUCAUGUUCAUAUUUGUUUGUGGUGAAAUACUAGCCACAAUAUACCAAUUGCCUAGAAAGAACUUGUCUUAAGCUUGAUUGGUUGAGUGUCAGACUAGUACUCUAAGGGUCCUGUGUUCAAAUCUUAGCGGAGGCGUUGAAAUAAUUAACGACUCUGUGAUGUGUAAUUACAUAUGUGUAUUUAUUAUAAGAGCAAACUGAUUUUCUGUAAAAUGGUAUAUAUUCCUGGAGGUCAGUUAUAGUGGUUUCCUUGAUAUCUGUUGAUAUAUGAAUUUGUAGACUAAGAGUAUUCACAAAAUCAAGAAAAAAAUCUCCCAUGAAAAUUGAUUACUUCACAAUGUCACUUCAAAUGUGUAGAUACGUCAGUAUUAGCAAAGCUUGGAGACUGAAGGCAGUGAUAUUUCAUACUUGUUUGAUAUGUUUAUAGUUGUAUCAAAUGCUAUUAACAAUUUGUGAUUUUUUUUUAACCUGGUGAAUAUACAUGUUACCAUCCAGAAUCUUAUCUUCAUGCAAUGUCUUUCCAUCCUAAGUGACUGCUGAGACCUAAAGUAUAUAACUUUAUGUCUGAUUUACAAUACAUAUGCAUGUUGGCUGGCAUCUCAGUUUCUAAUUUGAGCAAAGCUUUACAACAAAUCCAAACACAGUGUAUGAGUGAACAACUGAACAAUAAUUUGAGAAAUAUUGUAAUUCAGAAUGGAAUAAAUUGAUGUUAAAACCAUAAAAGACAUGUAGAAACAAACAUCUGUAUUAUAGAUGAUAAAGUGAUCCCAGGUAACGAUUCUAAAGAUUACUUUCAUAUGUGACAAGCCAGUGCUUGAGAUUGUGAUAUAUAAAGACUUACUAUGAAGUGAAGUUUGACACAUUUAAUGUCAGGUGGAAUCUUGUUGAGAAAUUGUAAUUAUGAAAUUGUCAAAAAAUAAUAAAAUGUUGAGAAGUUA